AUGCCUCCGAAGAAGGAUCAGAAGGGCGGCGGGAAGAAGGUGGACGCCAAGAAGAUUGUCGAGGACAAGACCUUUGGCAUGAAGAACAAGAAGGGUUCUGCCGCUCAGAAGACGAUUGCCCAUCUCCAGUCGUCCAUGAGAUCAGCUGGUAGUGCUGAGCAGAAGAAGAAGGAGGCCGAGAAGGCUGCCCGUGAGCGUGAGAAGAAGGCCGCCGAGGACGCGAAGAGGGAGGCCGAGCUGCUCCUCAAUAAGCCAGCCCAGAUUCAAAAGGUUCCUUUUGGUGUCGAUCCCAAGACGGUGCUGUGCAUUUUCUUCAAGAAGGGCAACUGUGAAAAGGGCAAGAAGUGCAAGUUCUCGCACGACCUAGAGGUGGAACGAAAGGUGGAAAAGAAGAAUCUAUACACCGAUACUAGAGAAGAUGAGGACAAGAAGAAGCAGGAAACAUCGGCCGACUGGGACGAAGAGAAGCUUCGUUCCGUCGUUUUGUCAAAGAAGGGCAACCAGCGCACCACCACCGACAAGGUGUGCAAGUUCUUCAUUUCAGCCAUCGAGGACGGCAAGUACGGUUGGUUCUGGGUCUGCCCGAACGGCGGUGACAAGUGCAUGUACAAGCAUGCCCUUCCACCUGGAUUCGUCCUUAAGACCAAGGAGCAGCGUGCGGCGGAAAAGGCUUUGCUCGACAAGUCGCCACUCAAGACGCUCACCAUCGAAGAGUUCCUCGAGUCCGAAAGACACAAGCUCACCGGCACCCUCACACCUGUCACCCCCGAGACGUUCGCCAAAUGGAAGAAGGAGCGCUUGGACAAGAAGGCGGCCGAGGAGGCUCUCAGGAAGGCCAAGGAAGCCACUGGUCGUGCGCUGUUCGAAAGUGGCAACUGGCGGACAAUGGACGACGACGACGAGCCAGAAGAAGACGAUGCUGCAUGGAACUUGGAGAAGCUCCGCCAGGAGACGGAGGCGCUCAGGAUCAAGAAGGAAGAGGAACGGUUGGCUCAACUCCACGGCAUCCCCUUGCCGGCAACAGAGGCGACUGCGGAGGCUGGGCCAUCAGAGCCUGGCACUUGA
Messenger RNA from Podospora anserina S mat+, 1065 nucleotides. RefSeq lists its product as uncharacterized. The transcript is spliced from 2 exons. Gene Ontology annotation, molecular function: metal ion binding; mRNA binding. Gene Ontology annotation, cellular component: cytosol. Gene Ontology annotation, biological process: cytoplasmic translation. The record is from RefSeq and is a predicted model, not a curated record. Bases 1 to 1065 code for a protein of 354 amino acids. Lineage: Eukaryota; Fungi; Ascomycota; Sordariomycetes; Sordariales; Podosporaceae.